Molecule: messenger RNA, 729 nt
Organism: Drosophila ficusphila
Lineage: Eukaryota; Metazoa; Arthropoda; Insecta; Diptera; Drosophilidae
Gene: ND-B18
Product: NADH dehydrogenase [ubiquinone] 1 beta subcomplex subunit 7
Exons: 2
Coding region: 131-484 (117 amino acids)
Cellular component (GO): mitochondrion
Source: RefSeq, a predicted model, not a curated record
ACGUCCGUGGCCUGCCGCUAGCUGGCAGCUCUGGUCAGCAGCUGUCACUUGCAACAAAAACAACAGGGACAGGAAGAAGAAGAACUUUGACAGCUGCGCCGCAACCGAAAUCGAAGAAAACCAUUUUACGAUGGGCAACGCGCUGACGCACUACAUGAAACCGGACGUUAUGCCCGGACCGGAUGUGGUGACUACCUUUGACCCAAUGUUGGGCUUCGAGUCGCGCAAGGAGCGUGUGAUGAUCGCCACCCAGGAGGAGAUGGAGUCCGCCAAGCUGCCGCUGGAUGCCCGCGACUACUGUGCCCACUUGGCCAUCGCCUACCAGGCCUGCCGCACGGACACCUUCCCGUUUGUGUACAAGUGCGCCCACCAGAAGCACGAGUACCUCACCUGCGAGUACGAGGACUACGUUCUGCGCAUGAAGGAGUUCGAGCGGGAGCGUCGGCUGCUGGAGCGUCAGAAGCGCCUGAACAAGGCCGCCUAGAGGCUUAGCUAGAUCUUCUUCCGAUCCUCCCACACACUACAAUCCCCUAAAGAAACACAAACACCGCCUGCUGUGCGCGACGUGCAGUAGACGAUUCUGGCCGCGGAUCCACUGCCACGCCCCCUGUUGCAAGCUAGUUUCCUGCGGAAAUGUCAAUAAACAACUCUAUGCUAGUAAUAAUGCGGAUCUGAUUAACAUUUUUUUUUAUUAGCAAUUAAACAAUUGAAAAACUGUUCGAAAAACCA